Messenger RNA from Dermatophagoides farinae (American house dust mite), 1873 nucleotides. The record is from RefSeq and is a predicted model, not a curated record. NCBI's taxonomy places the organism in Eukaryota, Metazoa, Arthropoda, Arachnida, Sarcoptiformes, Pyroglyphidae.
AUGGAUUAUUCAUCUACAUUAGAAUCAUCACCAUUAUCGACAGAUUUAAUCGAUAAUGGAAAUUUAUUUUGGUCCAAUUUCACCAAUUGGAAUCUAUCAUCAUCAACAACAACGGAAACAUUGUCAACAAAAAUCAUCAUCAUCAUCAUCAUCAUCGUAUGCAUCAUUCAAUCAUCAGAAUAAUAAUGAUAAUGAUUUUGUUGAAACAUUUUGGCAAGAUAUCUAUAAUGUAAAUACUAAUGCAAUCGAUGGCGGUGGUAUCGGUGGUGGUGGUGGUGAUAAAAUCAAUUCAAUUGAAUCACCAAUAUCAUUAACAAAUUUAGAUACAUGGAAAAUACCACAAUAUUAUUCAUUAUCAUAUCAAAUGAUUGGUACAAUAUUUCAGGGUAUCAUAUUCAUUGUCGGCGUAUUGGGCAAUGUAAUGGUCGUUAUUGUUGUAUUACGUAGCCGUUCAAUGCGUACACCAACAAAUUGUUAUCUAGUCAGUUUGGCCAUUGCCGAUACAAUGGUCUUAUUGGCAUCGGUACCAAAUGAAAUUAUAUCCUAUUAUCUAUUAGGUGAUCGUUGGAUUUGGGGCCCAUUUGGUUGUGCAUUAUUCAUAUUUCUACAAUAUUUAGGCAUCAAUGCAUCAUCAUUAUCUAUUGCUGCAUUCACUGUUGAACGUUACAUAGCGAUAUGUCAUCCAAUGUUGGCACAUAAACUAUGUACAGUACGUCGUGCAAAACGUAUUAUAAUGUAUGUUUGGAUGUUUGCAACAACAUAUUGUGCACCAUGGUUAUUUCUAACUAAAACUGAACGUAUAAAUUAUCUUUGGAUUAAUAAAGAAAUUUAUACAUGCAAAUUUAAAUUGAAUCGUGAAUUUUAUAAAGGAUAUUAUCUAACAGAUAUUGUUCUAUUCUACAUACUUCCAUUAUUAAUAUCAUGUAUAUUAUAUGCAUUGAUUGCACGUAUUCUAUAUCAUAGUAAUGAUAUGAUUGUUUCAACAACAACAACAACAACAACAAAAACCAGUACGACAACAUCAACAUCAUUGUCGGCAGCUCAUAAUCAACAGCAACAACAACAACAACCAUCCACACCUACACAACAACAAGAAUCACCAUCAAAUUCACAUCAUCAUCAUCAUCAUAAUCAAUUAACUAAUCACCAUCACCAUCAUGGUACAACGAUUGGUGCAAAUAGUAAAAAAAGUUCAUCAUCACAUGAUUCAUCUCGUGUACAAGUCGUUAAAAUGUUGGCCGUUGUGGUUGCUGUAUUUGCAACAUUAUGGCUACCAUAUCGUGCAUUGGUCGUAUAUAAUUCAUUUUCAUUUCCACCAUACAUGGAAUUAUGGUAUUUGAUGUUUGCCAAGACAAUGAUUUUUGUCAAUAGUGCAAUCAAUCCAAUCAUAUAUAGUGCUUGUAGUAUGAAAUUUCGUCGUGAAUUUAAACGUAUGUUAACUUGUGGCCAAAAAAAACGUCAUCGGUCAAAUAUUGGUGGUAAUUAUCGUUAUGGUGCUGGUACAGCAAGACAGGCUGCCAUUAAAUCUAGUGGUGGUGGUGGUGGUGGUGGUAUAUGUGGCACAAAUGAUUCAAUGACAUUCACAAUGGGGCCUGAUACGAAUCAACUAUCUAAUAAACCGAUAAAUAAAUGUCGCCGAACAUCAUCAUCAUCAUCACCAUCGCCAUCUAGUGGUGGUGAUCGUAACAACAAUGUUUAUAGAAAUGAUUUUAAAAUAAAAAAUUUAUCAAAAAAACAACAAUCAUCAACAAUUGUAACAAUUUGUGCAACACAACCAAUUACUGAUCAAUCAAAUAUUGAACAUAAUGAUGAUGAUGAUGAUGAUGAUAAUAAUGUUCCAACAAUUUUAAUUACAACAAAGAAUCAAUUUUAA